GGGCUGUUGGAGCUGUGCGCGCUGCUGGGGGCCUCCCGGGACAGCCUCCGCGGCCUGGAGCAGGUUUCCCAGCAAAGGGGAGUUCAAAGCCUCCCCCCCCUCGACCCGGAGGUGCUGUCCGUCUUCGUGCCACCCUUCGUCAGUGAGGAGGCCGGUCAGAUGGCCGGCGCGAGCUGCGGGACUCUGAGCAGAACCAAGAGGCGCUCCUUCAGGAAGAAGAGGGAGAAGCCCAGAGCAGAGCCCUCCAAGGGCCUCCCUGGGGGCCCUCGAGGGCUGGACGCUGAAGACAUCAGUGUGCCCAACGGUGUAGACCUGCUGGCCCUGCCUCAGCUGUGCUUCCCAGGGGGCCUGUGUGUGGCCUCUGAACCAAAGGAGGACCGUGUCCACUUCCUGGUGCUGACCGACGUCUGUGGGAAUAGGACGUACGCCGUGGUUGCCCAGUACUACCGGCCGCUGCAUGAUGAGUACUGUUUCUACAAGGGCAAGUCGCACUGGGAGUCGCCUUGGCCGAGCGUGAGUGCUGCUGGCUGCUUCGUGCCCUUCGCCGUGUGCGUGGUCUCCCGGCUCCCCUACUACAGUGCCCUCAGGGACUGCCUGUCCUGUUUAUUGACUCAUCUGAAGCUCUGUAAAGAUUUUGAAGUUGACAAUCAUAUAAAAGAUUUUGCUGCAAAACUAUCUUUAAUCCCUAGCCCUCCACCUGGGCCUCUCCAUUUGAUAUUUAACAUGAAGCCACUACAGAUUGUAUUCCCUGCACGAGCGGACCCCGAGAGCCCAGUCAUCGACCUGGACCUUCAUCUGCCCCUACUGUGCUUCCAACCUGAGAAGGUGCUACAGAUCCUGACGUGCCUGCUGACAGAGCAGCGGAUCGUCUUCUUCUCAGCCAGCUGGGCCCUGCUGACGCUAAUGGCCGAGUGCUUCCUGGCCUACCUGCACCCCCUGCAGUGGCAGCACACGUUCGUGCCCAUCCUGUCGGGGCAGAUGCUGGACUUCGUCAUGGCUCCCACCUCCUUUCUCAUGGGCUGCCAUGUCAACCACUUCGAAGAAGUCAACAAGGAAGCUGACGGUUUAAUUCUGAUCAACAUCGAUAAUGGGAGCGUCACCUACUCCAGUGACGAUAGCAUGGACUUCCCCGACAUCCCUGAUGUCCCUCUUUUGGCAGCACAGGCAUUCAUCCAGAGGGUUCAGAGCCUCCAGCUGCACCACGACCUAGACCUGGCCCACCUGGGCUCCAGCACAGACCUGCACGACGGACGAGCCCGCAGGCGGGCCUGGCAGCAGAGGCUCAAUGGCCAGAUCCAGCAGCUCACCCUGCAGCUGCUCGUCAGCAUCUUCAGGGAGGUGAAGAACCACCUGAAUUACGAGCACAGAGUGUUUAACAGUGAGGAGUUUCUCAAAACGCGAGCCCCCGAGGACCAGCACUUCUACAAGCAGGUCCUGGACACCUACAUGUUUCACUCUUUCCUUAAAGCCCGGCUCAGCCGGAGGAUGGACGCCUUUGCUCAGAUGGAGCUCAGCAUGCAGUCUGAGGAAGACAGAAUAAACGAGAUGUUUCUGAGCCCAAGAAGGCCAACCAUCGAGAAAAUGGCCUCUCGCAAACCUUCACCACAGUGCGUGGCUCACCGGCGUAUGGUGGUCAGCAUGCCGAACCUGCAAGACAUCACCGCCCCCGAGCUGCCGCCCAGGAACUCCUCACUCCGGAAAGUCGACGACACAGGCUGUGGCUGCAGCAGAGCAGUUCUGAAUGUGAGCCCCAGGUCUACGUACAUGUUCAAGAUCCCGGAAAUCCACUUCCCCCUGGUGAGCCAGUGUGUGCAGACCUAUUACUCGGACUGUGUGGUCCUGCUGAGCAAAGCCAUGAGCUGCCUGGCUCCCGACAACUCCAUGCUGCUGGCCAGGUACUUGUACCUGCGGGGACUCUUCUACCUGAUGCAGGGCCAGCUACUGGACGCACUGCUGGACUUCCAGAGCCUGUACAAGACGGACCUCAGGAUCUUUCCCGCCAAGCUGGUGAGGAGCGCUGUGCAGUCCAUGCCAGGCCCCGAGCGCGCCCAGGCCGAGCGCAUGCCGGAGCUGCGCAGGCUCAUCAGCCAGGUCCUGGACAAGCCCGGGGAGAACCCCAAGGCCGACGACCACGUGAAAAACUUCGAGCUGCCAAGCCGGCACAUGCCGUUGGAUGACUUCGUGCAGAGGGUGCAGGAGUCCGGCAUCGUGAAGGACGCCAGCAUUAUCAGCCGCUUGUUUGAGGCCUUGACUGUGGGGCAGCAGAAACUGAUUGACCCAGAGACGUUCAAAGAUUUCUACACCUGCUGGAAGGAGACAGAGGCCGAAGCCCAGGAGGUCAGCCUGCCGGCGUCAGUGAUGGAGCACCUGGACAAAAAUGAGUGUGUCUACAAGCUGUCUAGCUCGGUGAAGACAAGCCGCGGCGUGGGCAAGAUCGCCAUGACCCAGAAGCGGCUGUUCCUCCUGACGGAAGGAAGGCCAGGCUAUGUGGAGAUCUCCACCUUCCGGAACAUAGAGGAAGUCAGGAGCACCACCGUAGCUUUCCUGCUUCUCCGAGUACCCACUUUAAAAAUUAAGACGGCAUCCAAGAAAGAGGUCUUUGAAGCCAACCUGAAAACAGAGUGCAACCUGUGGCACCUGAUGGUGAAGGAGAUGUGGGCCGGGAAGAAGCUGGCGGACGACCACAAGGACCCGCAGUACGUCCAGCAGGCGCUGACCCACGUCUUGCUGAUGGACGCCGUCGUGGGCGCGCUGCAGUCGCCCAGCGCCAUUGACGCCGCCUCCAAAUUGUCGUACUUCGAUAAGAUGAAGAACGAAACGCCCGCGGUCGUGCCCAAGAUGACAGCGGAGACGCUGAAGCACAAGAUCAACCCUUCGGCUGGAGAGACCUUCCCGCAGGCCGUCGACGUCCUGCUGUACACGCCAGGACAUCUUGACCCGGCGGAGAGAGUUGGAGAUGCCCACCCUAAGCUGUGGUGUGCCCUGCACGGGGGCAAAGUGAUUGUGUUUGAUGCUUCAUCUUGGAGCAUCCACCAACAUUGUGUCCGUGUGGGGUCCUCCAAGCUGAACUGCAUGGUGAUGGUGGAGCACAGCCAACUGUGGGUCGGCUCGGAGGACUCUGUCAUCUACAUCAUCAACAUCCACAGCAUGUCCUGCAACAAGCAGCUUACCGACCACCGCGCCAGCAUCACGGGCUUGGUGGUGCAGGACGGGCCGGAGGCACCCAGCCAGGUGUAUUCGUGCAGCGUGGACGGGACGGUCCUGGUGUGGAAUGUGAGCACGCUGCGGGUGACCAGCAGGUUCCAGCUGCCGAGUGGUGGCCUUUUAUCCAUCGGACUGCAUGGUGGCUGCCUGUGGUGCUGGACAGGUACCAGUAUCGUGGUGGUGAACGGCCGCCUCCAUCAGGAACUGAAGAUCCACGAGAACUUCGAGGAGAAGAGCACCUCCUUCGUGGCUUUCCAGCUCCUCCCCGAGCAGGAGCAGCUGUGGGCGGCGUGCUUAGGGUGCAACAUUUGCAUCUGGGGCCUGAAGGACCUGGCCCAGCCCCCUGGGAGGAUUCACCUGCCCGACUGCACCGAGAUCAACUGCAUGAUCAGGGUGAAGAGGCAGAUCUGGGUGGGCGGCACAGGGCUGUCUCAGGGGAAAUCCAAAGGGAAGAUCUACGUGAUCGAUGCUGAGAGGAGGACGGUGGAGAAGGAGCUGGUGGCCCAUGCGGACACCGUGAAGACCCUGUGCUCUGCAGAGGACAGAUACGUGCUGAGUGGGUCCGGCAGGGAGGAGGGGAAGAUCGCCAUCUGGAAAGUCGAGUGAACGUGGUCAGUGUGCUGAUUGGAGCUGUGCUCUGGGAGCAAGCGCCACGUGCCUUACGCCUGCUUUCCUUGCACUCCAGAGAAGGCGGGAGAUGCCAGCCUAGUAGGCGCGUCCACUGCAAGUGCCUGUUCCGCCUGUUAUGAGACCAAGGAUCAUGCACUUUCUCUCUCGGACUUUCCUGAUUACACUGUACCAACAGUGUGUCCAGUUGGGGUGCUUCUUGGGCAGGCAGCUGGAUCAACUCUGUGGUAACCUCUGCUGAGACACUCCCCCGUGUGUUGUCUAGAAAGUUCCAGAGUCCACGACCAGCACCGGAGCCAAGUCACACCUGACCUGCAGACUUGACGUUGCUCUCUGGUUUGCCGUUCCUGCACUUCACCCAUUCACUCAAUAAACACAGCCCCAGGCCUAUGGGAGCCUUACGCGGACGUCCUGUUUCCAGCGAAGCUUGCGAGCAGGGGUAUUUUAACGUGAGCGCUUUGUGCCUGCCGGGGGUGGGACGGGACACCACCACUGUGACGGCUGUCUGGACAGGGGUUGGGGCAGCUAAGGCAAACUCUGUUUUUAACUAAUGCAGAAUUUUUAUAAUGAAGGAACCUAGAGACUUUUUUCUACCACAGACCAAAGCUUCCUCUAAGUCAGCCUGGUGGCCUAGUUUCCCAGUAAAGUUGCUGCCACGCGCCCCGCAGUAGACACUAAUGUACGUGCCACCACACUGGCGUCCUGCGUGCACAUGGUACGUGGACGUGUAGACGGUGUAUUAUUAUUUAACUCAAGACGAUCUUAUUAACUAUAAAUAACUAAAUAUUUGCGAAAAAGA
Miniopterus natalensis is the source of this 4630-nucleotide messenger RNA. RefSeq names its product DENN domain containing 3 (gene DENND3). Gene Ontology annotation, cellular component: cytoplasmic vesicle. Gene Ontology annotation, biological process: regulation of Rab protein signal transduction. The record is from RefSeq and is a predicted model, not a curated record. Lineage: Eukaryota; Metazoa; Chordata; Mammalia; Chiroptera; Miniopteridae. Gene Ontology annotation, molecular function: protein binding.